GUAACAAUGCGCAUCGCCUCUCUCAGUCUGUCAGUUGACUAUGCAACGAACCCAGCCUUUAGCAGAAGUGUACCGAUUAAACAGGCUUUCAUAAAUGCUUGUGUAGGAGAAAAUGGACCGGAGCAAAUAUUAAUGGAUCUUUAUUGGCCAAAUGUUAUGCUAACCCGUGCAUUUGAGGCAAUUAAAGAUGAAGAAAUACAAUUAAUAAGUUACAAUCAAAGCGCGGAACGAAUUGGAAAGGAAUUGCUAAAAAGAGGCUUGCCGGGAAAACACAAGAAUCUGAAGUCAUUGGGAACGAUUAUAUAUUACGUGUAUGGUGCAAUUGGAUCUUUAAUUACAAAGGAAGGAUUCAGUGGAUUUGUUUUUCUAUUUAAUAAGGCGUGGACUUGGUCGGGAAGCUGGAUCGACUUUGGGUUGUUCUCCCAUUCAUCUAAUACUAUAUCAGGAUAUGAGAAAUUAGAGUACGGAGUAAACAAUUUACUUUCCGCGUAUCGAUACAAUUUGUUUCUUUUUGUUUAA
Messenger RNA from Meloidogyne enterolobii, 519 nucleotides. The record is from the annotation of a GenBank genome assembly. NCBI's taxonomy places the organism in Eukaryota, Metazoa, Nematoda, Chromadorea, Rhabditida, Meloidogynidae.